Messenger RNA from Labeo rohita (rohu), 5031 nucleotides. It is a transcript of the gene sars2, whose product is annotated as seryl-tRNA synthetase 2, mitochondrial. Gene Ontology annotation, molecular function: ATP binding; tRNA binding; serine-tRNA ligase activity. Gene Ontology annotation, biological process: mitochondrial seryl-tRNA aminoacylation. Gene Ontology annotation, cellular component: mitochondrion. Bases 3304 to 4845 code for a protein of 513 amino acids. The transcript has 16 exons. Lineage: Eukaryota; Metazoa; Chordata; Actinopteri; Cypriniformes; Cyprinidae. The record is from RefSeq and is a predicted model, not a curated record.
UACUUCCGUUUCAUUUGGAACCGACAGCCUUAUGUUUUUACGUAUGUAUUCAAAAUGAUGAAACGGUUUAUACCCAUGCUGUGAAAUCUUACGACACAGAUUUGGAUUUGAUACCAGUAAAUGUGAAUUAUGGCUUGAUAUUUACGAACUUUUUUUUAAGUCUAACUUCACGGUUUUCUCGAAAGGACAUUGUUUAUGGACUCGUGAGCAAUAACAAAGAUGUAUUUCUCGUUAAUAAUAUCCUUAUUUUACACACACAUCUAAGUUAAAGUAAAAUUUAUGUUUUGUGUUUUUUUUUUGUUUGUUUUUUAAAGUACUCGAAGAUCCGAGACAUUUUCACAAAUUCACAAAAAAGUAUUUCAAAGGAGGGCUUACAUUUUUUUCACUUGCAUGUAUGAAUAUGAUAUUACCCAACAACAAAACAAACUUGACAACAUCAAAAGAAAAAAAAAGGAGAUAAUUUAAAUCACACUUAAAAACAGAAUAUCUUGCAAAUCGAAUGGAGGAAUUGCCUCCAUUUUUACUGAUAACCAGCUAUCAAACCAUCAAACCAGAAUUUAGAAGUAAUCUUAAUUCUAACUAGAUGAGUAAAGUUUGAGAACAAACUUUAAGUUGGCUUGAGAAAGCCUAGCCUGAAAGUUUGAAGCAGUUGUAAAAGUAUGAAAGCAGGUAGCAUGAUUUAACACAUUGCUUACAUGAUUUAACAUGUUGUUAACAUGUUUUAGCAUGAUUAACAUAUUACUAACAUGUUGUUAGCAUGAUUAGCAUAUUACUAGCACAAUACUAGCAUUUUUCUAUCAUAAUUAACAUGUUACUAGCAUGUUAACAUGAUUAGCAUGUUGUUAACAUGUUUCUAAAAUGAUUAGCAUGUUACUAGCAUGUUGACAACACGAUUCGCAUGUUACUAGCAUUUUGUUAGCAUGAUUAGCAUGUUACUAGCAUGAUUAACAAGUUACUAGCAUGUUGCUAACAUGAUUAGCAUGUUGUUAGCAUGAUUAGCAUGUUGUUAGCAUGUUUCUAACAUGAUUAUCAUGUUACUAGCAUGUUUCUAACAUGAAUAGCAUGUUACUAACAUGUUUCUAACACGAUUAGCAUGCUGCUAACAUGAUUAGCAUGCUGCUAACAUGAUUAGCAUGUUACUAACAUGUUUCUAACACGAUUAGCAUGCUGCUAACAUGAUUAGCAAGUUACUAGCGUGUUGCUAGCAUGUUUCUAGUAUGAUUAGCAUGUAACUAGCACGUUGCUAGCAUGAUUACCAAGUUAUUAGCAUGUUGUUAGCAUGAUUAACAUGUUAAUAGCACAAUACUAGCAUUUUUCUAUCAUAAUUAACAUGUUACUAGCAUGUUGUUAACAUGAUUAGCAUGUUGUUUGCAUGUUUAUAUCAUGAUUAGCAUGUUACUAGCAUGUUGCUAACACAAUUAGCAUGUUACUAGCAUUUUGUUACCAUGUUUUCUAACAUGAUUCGCAUGUUGCUACCAUGAAUAGCAUGUUAGUAACAUGUUUCUAACACGAUUAGCAUGUUGCUAACACGAUUAGCAUGUUACUAGCAUGUUGACAACACGAUUCGCAUGUUACUAGCAUUUUGUUAGCAUGAUUAGCAUGUUACUAGCAUGAUUAACAAGUUACUAGCAUGUUGCUAACAUGAUUAGCAUGUUGUUAGCAUGAUUAGCAUGUUGUUAACAUGUUUCUAACAUGAUUAUCAUGUUACUAGCAUGUUUCUAACAUGAAUAGCAUGUUACUAACAUGUUUCUAACACGAUUAGCAUGUUAUUAACACAAUUAGCAUGUUACUAACAUGUUUCUAACACGAUUAGCAUGCUGCUAACAUGAUUAGCAUGUUACUAACAUGUUUCUAACACGAUUAGCAUGCUGCUAACAUGAUUAGCAAGUUACUAGCGUGUUGCUAGCAUGUUUCUAGUAUGAUUAGCAUGUAACUAGCACGUUGCUAGCAUGAUUACCAAGUUAUUAGCAUGUUGUUAGCAUGAUUAACAUGUUAAUAGCACAAUACUAGCAUUUUUCUAUCAUAAUUAACAUGUUACUAGCAUGUUGUUAACAUGAUUAACAUGUUGUUUGCAUGUUUAUAUCAUGAUUAGCAUGUUACUAGCAUGUUGCUAACACAAUUAGCAUGUUACUAGCAUUUUGUUAGCAUGUUUUCUAACAUGAUUCGCAUGUUGCUACCAUGAAUAGCAUGUUAGUAACAUGUUUCUAACACGAUUAGCAUGUUGCUAACACGAUUAGCAUGUUACUAGCAUGUUGCUAGCAUGAUUUAGAUAGCUAGAUAGAUUAGAAAUAUUAGAGUGGAAGCUUAAAUGAAUCUAAAUGGAUUAGAAAUAGUACAUAGAAGGGAAGCUUGAUUGAGCCUCAAGGGAUUCUGGGAGUUUAGAUUUGAAUUUUGUCAGUUGGAGUUUGAAGAGCGUUGGCUCAUUUGAACAUUCCGUCAAUGUAAGUCUAUGGGAUUUUUGGUGGUUUUCAUAGUCAGGUUUACGAAAACCGUAAACCGGAUCAGUCUGAAAAGAUACAGCACACCGAGUCAGACCAGUCUGAAGGUCUGGGCCGAGUUUGGCGGUUCUAGCUUGAAAGCUCUAGGAGGAGAUAGAUACCGAAAUUUGACUCAGAAGAAGAAGAAUAACAAUAUUCUUAAAUAGUAGAUCAGUAAGUUGGCUUUCUCAAGCUAACUUAAUAAUAAGUGAUCAAGUGUUUCAGGAAAAGAAAAAGAAAAACCACGCAGGGCCACCUAAAUGCAAUAAAACUUUCAGCCAUAAUAGACAAAUCUAAUUUACAAGAAAUGCCCUAGCCCUCUACUCAGUUUAUUUAAUUUAUUGUUUCCUUUUAUUUUAUGCACCUGACUGAGCUGUUCUAAUGCACAUAUAAUACAAUAUAAUACAAAAAAGACUCUUGCGUAUUUCAGAAGGAUUUUCAUAGUAAAAGUCCUUCGAAAACUAAAUAUAUUUCCACUAAAAACAAUGUAGCAUUACAGCAUAAUAUGCCUUAAAAUAAAUUUCGAAAUCUAAAAAGCUGUGUAUUAUAAUUAUAAUAUUUAUUUUUAAUAAAUAAAUAAAUAAUUAUUGUCAUUGUUUUAUUUUUUUACGUUUCACUGUCAUCACAUUUUCCAAUCGCGUUCGAUUUUCUUAUUGCUUUCCCUAUUUUAUUUAUGUACUCAUUUUUAUUUAUUUAUUUUAUUUAAUUGUUGUAUUUGUUUUGAUGUAUUUUAGCCUAUAUUUUAUUGCCCUUGCAUGUUCUUUGUUCAAAAAAAAAAAAAAAAACUUACCGGCUUCCGUACAGUUGAACUGUCAACCUGUUCAGUAUGGCGUCCCCUGUAAGGGCAGCUGCACGGGUUUGCUCUUUUUAUCUAUUUACUUCCUCAAGACACAAUGUCAGCAGUGCAUUUAGAUGGUCCUGUCGUCUUUGCUCCUCCCGACCGGUCAGGAGCAGUCUGUAUGAACAUGUACUGGAAGGUUACAGUCACAAACCUAAACUUGACAUGCAGCGUGUGUGCGAGGAGACGGACACGGUGAAGGCAGAGGUGGAAAAUCGGAAAGGAGAUCUGCGGGCAGCCGAUGUUGAAUUUAUUAUCUCAGUCUGGAAGAAACUACAGAAGGUGCAAAAAGAAAUAUCAGAUUUGGAGACGAGAAAGAAUGUAAUCAGUGCCAAAGUCCGCGCUCUUGUGGAUGAACAUGAAAAAUCUACUUUGGCUAGUCUUGAGGAGUACACGAGUGCUAGAGAAGAGGGUAGAGCAAUCAGAGAGAAACUUAGUCAGUUGUAUGUGCACGAGGGUGAGCUGGAGAAGGAACAUUACUGCCGUGCCCUAAGAUUGCCCAACAGAACACAUCCAAGUGUGCCCAUCGGAGAUGAGAGCCAGGCAAGAGUGGUUGAAUUGGUUGGUGAGAAACAAGAAUUUAAUUUUAAACCAAAAGGCCACCUGCAAAUUGGAGAGAGUCUUGACAUCAUAAGACAAAGACGGCUUGCCCAUGUGUCAGGGCACAGAUCGUACUAUUUGCGAGGUGCAGGGGCCAGACUUCAGUUUGCCUUGCAAAAUUAUACUAUGGAUCUUCUUCAGAAACGGGGAUUCAUACCCCUAGUUGUUCCUGACAUGUUAAAAUCAGUGGUUUUUGAGGGUUGCGGGAUGCAGCCUAAUGCUCAUAAAUCACAGGUGUAUUCUCUGGACCCUUCACGCUUUCCUGACCUUAAUCUUGCUGGUACUGGGGAAGUAGGAGUGGCAGGCUAUUUCAUGGAUCAUGCUGUAAAUUUGAAGGAUUUGCCUGUCAGGACAGUCUGUAGUAGCACGUGCUAUCGAGCAGAAACAGAUACUGGCAGAGAGACCUGGGGUCUCUACAGAGUUCACCAUUUUAACAAGGUUGAAAUGUUCGGUGUGACUUCGAAUGAGACAGGGGAGGAGAGUUCCCAAUUGUUGGAUGAAUUUGUCAUGUUACAGAAGGAGAUUUUCUCUUCCCUGAAACUUCAUUACAGAGUCUUGGAUAUGCCCACUCAAGAAUUAGGGCCCCCUGCCUUCCGAAAAUAUGAUAUUGAGGCAUGGAUGCCAGGACGUGGCAGCUAUGGAGAGAUUUCCAGUGCCUCAAACUGCACUGAUUACCAGAGCCGCCGGCUUAACAUUCUUUAUGAGGGAAAUGAUGGAAACCUUAAGUAUGCGCAUACGGUUAAUGCUACAGCUUGUGCUGUUCCACGUACUGUCAUUGCAAUUUUGGAGACACACCAAACCAAGGAAGGGACGGUUCUGGUUCCUGAAGUUUUGCAGCACUACCUCGGCCUGAAAGUGAUCGAAAAACCUGAAUACACUCCUAUUAAAUAUAUAGGACCAAACCAACCCAAGCGUCAUUCCUCAAAAUAACUCCUCAAUAGUAUAUCCGACUUCAGUGAAGUACAGUUUUUGCUCUACACUCAACAGUGAAUGCUAUAUAUAGGUCUUUGUCAUAAGUAUCUCCUAUAUAAGUAACCUCUUGCUUGAGAGGAAUGUAUUUCCAACCCACAUUUUAUGUGUCUUAGCCAAAUUUCCAAUAAAAUGCCAUUGGUGACA